AUGGACAAUGACACACAUUUCAAUAACGACCACCUCAUCACGUGGUGCAAUGUAAGGGGGACUACGUUCAAGUUUGCCUCUAUCACGCACCCCAAGACUAAUGGGCAAUUGGAGGCCGUCAACAAACUAAUCAAAGGCCUCCUUAGGAAGAAAUUGGAUGAUGCAAAAGGAUUUUGGCCUGAGAAGCUUGAAGAAGUACUAUGGGCAAUCCAUAAAAACCUCUUAGAGGAGAAGCGCAUUGCAGCGCAUCACCAAAACAUCCUGAACAAGCAGUGCAUGGAACACUUCUACAACUCUAGAGUAAAGAGCAGAACACUUCAGCUCGGUGACAGGGUCCUCAAGAAGGUUCAAACAAAGGUCACCGGUUUACGCCCGAGAUGGGACAAACCAUAUAAAGUCAUCGAGAUCAUUGCACCCAACACACACAGCUUGGAGGACAAGUACGGAGAAAGACUAGCCCACCCUUGGAACAUGGAACAACUUAAGUACUACUAUAAGUAA
This is a messenger RNA of Argentina anserina (silverweed cinquefoil), 501 nucleotides long. RefSeq lists its product as uncharacterized. The record is from RefSeq and is a predicted model, not a curated record. The transcript has 2 exons. Gene Ontology annotation, molecular function: nucleic acid binding. The coding region runs from base 1 to 501 and encodes 166 amino acids. NCBI's taxonomy places the organism in Eukaryota, Viridiplantae, Streptophyta, Magnoliopsida, Rosales, Rosaceae.